UUUGAUAUCAUCAUCUUCAUCUACUCCCUGUUUUCUUCUUCCAAAUGCCACCCCUACAUCUCUUCUUCUAACCAAUAUUUACACACACUUUUUCAUUCUUUUAUUUUUUAGAUAUAAUUUUUUUUUAUUCUUUAAUUAAUCAAACACUCUCUUAACUAAAUCAGACCUCCUAAAUUUUUGAAGGUUACAUAUUCUUUCAGAUCUUUGUGUACUCUGUUUUUCUUUCUCUCAUCACAACACAAAAGUUUGCAGGACCUCAUAAAGAGUUAUGAAUCCACAACUAAGGAAAACAAACUCGAGUCUCUGUAUUAGCCAACAAGAUCAACAAAAGUUGAUUAAUGAGUUGCGCAUGGCGAUUGAGAAUAACGAUGAGAUUAACAAGAUUAAGCAGCAACUUGGUCAUGACUAUUCUAGUCUUUGUUCCGAUCAAUCAAUUUUGAGAUUUUUAAAGGCACGGAGUUGGAACGUUAAAAAGGCAGAAAAAAUGCUUGAAACAUCCUUAAUAUGGAGAAUGAAUUACAAACCAUCAGAGAUUCGUUGGGAACAUGUUGCGGCCGAGGCAGAAACAGGAAAAAUCUACAGAUCAAGUUUUAUGGACAAGCAAGGGAGAACAAUACUUGUUAUGAGACCAAGAUGCCAGAACUCAAAGUCAACACGAGCUCAAAUAAAGUAUUUGGUAUAUUGCAUGGAAAAUGCUAUAUUUAAUCUGCCACCAGAACAAGAACAAAUGGUUUGGUUGAUCGAUUUUCAUGGCUUUGGUAUGUCUAAUAUAUCCAUCAAGUCAACAAAGGAAACAGCUCAUAUAUUGCAAGAUCAUUAUCCCGAGAGGCUUGGCCUGGCUAUUCUCUAUAAUCCACCAAAAUUUUUUGAACCAUUUUGGAAGGUUGUGAAGCCUUUUUUGGAACCCAAAACUGCAAAUAAAGUGAAAUUUGUAUAUUCAGAUGAUCCAAACACAAAAAGCUUCAUGGAAAGUUUGUUUUACAUAGACAAACUCGAGUCUGCAUUUGGUGGGAAAAAUACAGCAAAGUUUGACAUUAAAAUAUAUGCAGAGAGAAUGAAAGCAGAUGAUGCAAAGAGACUUGCUUUCCAACAAGAAAGCAGCUCCAGUGCAGCAUCCUGCCAGGCCUCCACAGUCUCAGGAUCUAACCACACGAAUGCAGACUCGGAUUCUGAUGAGAAAACAAAAUCACCUGACAUUAAUGAAGAAGAAGUAUUAGCUGAGGCUCAAAAGAUCGCAGCAUCUGAUGGUGCUGGAAGAGGUGCUCGAAUCGACCCUUAAUAUUAUGGCCAUUUGUAGCGCAUUUUCUGUUUUUCACAUCAAAGGUUUUGUUUUUAGCUAACCCAAUGUCGAUGAAGUCUAUUUAUUUCAUAUUUUUAUACUAAUGUCUCAGUUUAUGUUUUUCGUGGAUCAUAAUUUUGUUUUUCUAUUUAAAUAUAAUGUUGUCGAAUUUUCUCUCUCAAAA
This is a messenger RNA of Erigeron canadensis, 1463 nucleotides long. Its product is annotated as phosphatidylinositol transfer protein 3-like. The record is from RefSeq and is a predicted model, not a curated record. Lineage: Eukaryota; Viridiplantae; Streptophyta; Magnoliopsida; Asterales; Asteraceae. The coding region runs from base 269 to 1279 and encodes 336 amino acids. The transcript is spliced from 6 exons. Gene Ontology annotation, molecular function: phosphatidylinositol transfer activity.